CAGGCCCUGCGGAGCUUGAUGCACCGCUAUGUCUUGACGCGCCACAUAAAUCUGUAGGGCCUGACCAUGACGGAUCUGCUCACGACAGCGAUCCAACGAUCGUACCUCAUGGCAUGAUAUCUAGUGAUCCUGACAUGCCAGCCUCCACGAAUCCUCAAUCGUUGACCUGUGAGCGAACAAAGCUACUUCGCAACGCCUCUGGCAACAGUGCCAGCCCAUACCUCCGCGCGAAAUGCCCACAGUGUUUUGGGGGGUCAGUGUGGGGUAGUCCUGCCAAUAAAUAUCCUGAUGUCAUUGUCGCUAUGGAUGGUAAUAUGCAACAUAAGCAGUACAUGUUUGUUGGAGGAGAGAUGGUUCUUCCCUGGAAUGAAACCUGCACAUUCCUGACCCAGGCUGAAAUAGAUGAAGCUGCCCACCAUGUCUCUGAGGCACAAGCUGCAUCUAGAGGUUCUUUGGAAUCUUGUCCUUCAUCUCUUGUACCGGAUGGUGCCAUUGAUGAAUGCAAAGAAUCCCACUGAGCCACAAAACAUGAAGGGAAGUCAGCCUCCAAAAUGGAUACCUUCCGUUCAAAGGGCCUGAUGGCAACUGUGUGCCAUCAUGAUAUUCCCCUCUUCCUAUGUGACAUGCACACUCCAGGCGAAUGGCAAUACUUCUCAGUUGCCAUGCUCAUCGCACUCAGCUGCCAACUC
Molecule: messenger RNA, 689 nt
Organism: Cantharellus anzutake
Lineage: Eukaryota; Fungi; Basidiomycota; Agaricomycetes; Cantharellales; Hydnaceae
Exons: 2
Coding region: 114-518 (134 amino acids)
Source: RefSeq, a predicted model, not a curated record